Messenger RNA from Orbicella faveolata, 1270 nucleotides. RefSeq lists its product as uncharacterized. The record is from RefSeq and is a predicted model, not a curated record. NCBI's taxonomy places the organism in Eukaryota, Metazoa, Cnidaria, Anthozoa, Scleractinia, Merulinidae. Gene Ontology annotation, molecular function: RNA polymerase II cis-regulatory region sequence-specific DNA binding; DNA-binding transcription factor activity, RNA polymerase II-specific. Gene Ontology annotation, biological process: cell differentiation; regulation of transcription by RNA polymerase II. Gene Ontology annotation, cellular component: nucleus.
UGUAAGCGAAAAACCUUUCACUUUCAACAGAGGUUGCAAACAGCAAGGUCACAUCGGGUGAGCUGCGGUUUAAUUAUAUUACAAAAAAAAUCAAAUGGAUUGUCACAGUGAGAAAACCAGUCUGCCUUUUUCGAUUGACAAUAUUUUACGAGACGAUUUUUCCCAGCGACGACCAAGAAAUAUUCCAAGUAUACCAUCGAACCAGUCAAGUUUUGAGAGAUGUCCAGUCACUCCAAUUUAUCGAUACUGUGCGGUUCGCUAUUGCCCAGUGGUGAUGCACUUUCUGCCGGGCUUGCACAGAGUUGGCGCAAGAUUGCACAGAGUAAAUGCAGACAAACGACUGCUCUUUCAAGAACAGCCUAAAGACACUGAAGAAGAAUGCUUGAAGUGCGAAGAUGACGAGCCCCCUCAGGGUGAGUAUGAAAGCAAGAACGAACAGGCUGAAGUGGAAGCCAAAACAGAAAAGUGCUUGAAAGUAAACACUUUAAAACGAAAGCGGCGAAAUCGCAGCCAUUUCACCCAGCGUCAACUCCAAUAUCUGGACAAGAUAUUUUCCCGCCAACAGUAUCUGACACGCGACGAGCGCACGUUAUUGGCGAGGGGCCUGGAAAUGACUGAACUUCAGAUCAGAAACUGGUUUCAGAACAGGCGAUACCAGAAAAAGCAUUGCGCCACAAAGAGUACCAAACAGGAUGAGCCGGCUUGCUUGAAAAGCGAAGACUAAAACUGUCUAAAUUAGCAAGGGUUUAAAAAAGUGCAAACUGAAAAACAAAAUGUUUUGUAAAAUAAACAGGAAAAAGCAAGUUGGAUGUACGAAGGGUCACGUGAUAGAGCUGGCUCCUCCAAAAACGAUUCGUUCUUAGCCGGCUAGAAACGAAAUAUCAGGAUGACAGUGUAAUCGACAUGUGUGGCGACUACAAGAAAAAAACGUUGUAAUCAGGAAGACUUGUGCUGAGUUAAAAAAAAAAAAAAAGAAAGAAAGAAACUAAAAUGUUGAACUAAAAAUGAAAACGCAUUCGAGGGUUUCAGUUUUCUAUUAUAAAAUUAUUUAUUAUGCUAUUUAUAAGCUGGAGCAGGAUAUAAUUGAUGGUGUUGGUUGAUUUUGUUGACGAAAAAGACGAACAUAUAGUAUUGGUCAAACCGUUAUUUUUAAAACUUGAGAAGCAUAACAACCAUAUACGUGUAAAUAACGAAAGAUAUAUAGUUAUAGCAAAAAUAAUUUGAAUGGGUAUUUAAUAAAAAAAGAGACACUAGUUAAAAUGAGACUUCA